GCUGCGCACUUCACGUUUUCAAAACACGAAGAAGAAGAAAAAAAAGCCGCUGCUUGCCAGAAGCCACUUCAUUCACUGACGGCCAACUAAGCUUCGCUUUCAUUGACUUUAAGAAUUGGGGUUAUGGUGUUUUCUACGCCGAGUAAAUAAAGGAAGCCCGACGGCAUCAUGGAGUUCUCCGCAGAAGACGGAGACGCACACAAUGUCAUCGACAUGACCACGAGUGAAAGGGUCGUGGAUCUUUUGAACCAGGCUGCCUUGAUUCCCACAGAUGCGAAGCUGGCUGUGCUCAAACAGGUCCAGGAGCUAAUCAUCAACAAAGAUCCAUCUCUCCUUGACAAUUUCCUGGAUGAGAUAAUCGCCUUUCAGACGGACAAAUCCAUCGAAGUACGAAAGUUUGUCAUCGGCUUUAUCGAGGAAGCAUGUAAGCGAGACAAUGAGCUGCUCCUCAGGCUAAUCGCAAACUUGAACAUGCUGCUCAAGGAUGACAGCGUUAACGUGGUGAAGAAAGCCAUUCUCACACUCACGCAGAUGUACAAGGUUACGCUACAGUGGCUGGUGCGGGCCAAAGCCGUGUCAGAUAUGCAGGAGGCCUGCUGGGAGAUGGUGACGCAGAUGAAGGGCGACGUCCUGGCACUGCUGGACUCGGAGAACGACGGCGUGCGCACUCACGCCAUCAAAUUCACCGAGUCGCUCAUCGUCACCCUGUCGCCUCGCGUGGUCGACUCGGAUGUGCCCAAGCGGCAGGAGAGCGACAUCAGCUUGGACAAAGUACCCAAGGACCACGCGUACAUCCGCUACGAUGUUUUGUGCGAGGAGGGAAAAUCAGCUCUGGACAAGCUGCUGAAGUUCAUGGUGCAUCCCGCCAUUUCCAGCAUUAACCUGACCACCGCGUUGGGCUCCCUGGCCACCAUCGCCCGCCAGAGGCCCAUGUUUAUGUCCAAGGUGGUUCAGGCGUACGAGACCUUGCACGCUAAUCUUCCGCCUACGCUGGCCAAGUCGCAGGUGAGCAGCGUGCGAAAGAACCUCAAGCUGCACCUGGUGGCCGUGCUCAAGCAUCCGUCCAGUCUGGAGUUCCAGGGCCAGAUCAGCACCUUGCUGCUGGACCUGGGCAUGCCCCAGGGCGAGAUCACGCGCUGCACGCCGCCGCCGAGGGAGCUGCGCAAGAGGCCGCGGCACGAGCAGUACACGGAGGGGAAGAAGGUCAAGUUGGAGCAAACCCUGAUGGAAGACGACGAGGACAAGGAGGAGCCGGCUCCUCUCUCGGCCCCCAAGCCCGCUGCGCUUCCUGUGGCGCAGUCCGCCAUUGACCUGACCGCCGACUUCCUGCGCCCGCUCCUCAACGCCGACAACGUCGCCAAUCUGGUGCUGAUCAGCAUGGUGUAUCUGCCCGACACCAUGCCGGCGUCCUUCCAGGCCACGUACACGCCCGUGGAGUCGGCCGGCACCGACGCGCAAAUCAAGCAUUUGGCCCGGCUGAUGGCCACGCAGAUGACCGCCGCCGGGAUCGGGCCAGGCCUAGAGGAGUGCAAAGCCAGAGAGAACGAGGUGGGCAAAGAGGGCGCCAACGAAGACGACGCGGGCAGCGGCGACUCGCUGAUCAAGCGCAAAGUGAUGGUGGGCCAGGCCAUCUCCGUAGUGGGCGGCUACUCGGAAAAGGAAAAGGCUCCCAGCCUCGCCGCCGUCAAGAGGCUUCCCGAGCCCAUCCUUCCGUCGGCGCAAACCAAAUUGGCGGGCCUGACCGGCAGGAAGAAAGUCUUCAGGCUGGCGGAUGUGAUCCAGCCUCUAUCCGAGACGCAGAUUGAACGCUUAACGUCCAAGACCGUCAAGCGCAUCCUUCACUCUGAAAAGACCAUCACGCAAAGCGGAAUGUCCCACGUGCGAGUGAAGCUCCUCUCCAAGCUGGUGACGCAGUUUGAGGGCAUCAUGAAAGAGGACGUGCUGCACUUCAUUCUGGAGGACAUCCGCAGCCGCAGCGAGCUGGCCUUUUCGCUGCUCUAUCAAGAGUACAACACCUACCUGAGCCAGCUGCCCUCGGGCCUGCUGGACAGCUACGACCAGUGUCUGUACACGCUGCUCUCCGGACUGCAGGAGAAGCCCGAGCAGAAGGACGGGCUCUUCACCAAACUGGUACUGGAGGCUCCCAUCAUCACCGAGUCGGCGCUGGAAGUCAUCCGGCGUUACUGCGAGGACGAGUCGCGGGUGUAUUUAGGCAUGACCACGCUGAAGGAACUCAUCGUCAAGCGGCCUUCCAGGCAGUUCCAGUACCUGCACGUGCUCCUGGAUCUCAGCUCGCAUGAAAAAGAGAAGGUGCGCUCCACCGCCCUGGCCUUUCUGAAGCGCAUGUACGAGAAAGACCACCUCCGGGACUACAUUGAGAAGUUUGCCCUGAACUACAUGCAACUCCUGGUCCACCCCAACCCCCCGUCACUGCUCUUCGGGGCCGACAAAGACACAGAGGUGGCGUCCCCCUGGACCGAAGAGACGGUGCGCCAGUGCCUCUUCCUCUACUUGUCUCUGCUGCCGUUGAACCACAAGCUGGUGCACGAGCUGGCGUCCGUCUACACGGAGGCCAUCGCCGACAUCAAGCGCAGCGUGCUUCGAGCCAUCGAGCUCCCCAUCCGCGGGAUGGGCAUGAACUCUCCCGAGCUUCUGCUCCUGGUGGAAAACUGCCCCAAGGGCGCGGAGACGCUCGUCACCCGCUGCCUGCACAUUUUGACGGACAAAGUGCCUCCGUCUCCGGAGCUGGUGGAGCGGGUGCGGGACCUUUACCAUAAGCGCGUGCCGGACGUUCGCUUCCUCAUCCCAGUCAUCAACGGCCUUGAAAAGAACGAAGUCGUCCAGGCGCUUCCCAAGCUGAUCAAACUCAACCCCAUCGUGGUCAAGGAGGUCUUCAACCGCCUCCUGGGCACCCAGCACAGUGAGGGCAGCUCAUCGGUGUCCCCUCUGACGCCAGGAGACCUGCUGAUCGCCUUGCACAAUAUCGACUCCAUCAAAUGCGACAUGAAGUCCAUCAUAAAAGCAACCAACCUGUGCUUCAGCGAGAAGAACGUUUACACGUCGGAGGUUCUGGCGGUGGUGAUGCAGCAGCUGAUGGAGCACAGCCCGCUGCCCAUCCUGCUGAUGAGGACCGUCAUCCAGUCGCUCACCAUGUACCCGCGACUCUGCGGCUUCGUCAUGAACAUCCUGGCCAGGCUCAUCGUCAAGCAGGUGUGGAAGUACCCCAAGGUGUGGGAGGGCUUCGUCAAAUGCUGCCAGAGAACCAAACCGCAGUCCUACAGCGUCCUCCUGCAGCUGCCUCACGCGCAGCUCGCCAGCGUCUUUGAACGCUGCCCCGAGAUGAGGGAACCCCUGCUGCACCACGUCCGGUCCUUCACGCCGCACCAGCAAGCUCACAUCCCAGCCUCCAUCAUGGCGGUCCUGGAAGCCAGCAAAAAAGCCGAAGCCAAGCCAGCGGAGCCCGCGAAGAAGGACGCCCCCCACGCGGAGAGAGACGGCCUUUCUGCGGCCGCUGAGCGAGCGCAAGCCCAAGCCCAGCAGCAGGAAACGCGCACCGUCACGACUCAUUUGGUGGAGGAGCGGGAGGUGGCGGCGGCAAUGGAGGAGGAGGAGGAAGAUGUGGAGGAGGAGGAGGAGCAGCAGCAGCUGGAGGAGGAGGAGGACCAGGAGCAAGCCAUGGAGCAGGAGCAAGCAGAUAUCGUGAGACGUGAGGAGACGGUCCAAGUCCCCUUGGAGGUGGAGAUGGCGAGAGGUGAUCAAACGCCCGAACCUGAAGGGGAACCGCAACCUGAAGCAGAACCCAAACCUGACCCUGUACCUGAAUCGGAACUUGAACAGCAAGCUGAACCUGAACCUGAGCCCGAUGUUCAGCCGCAUCCUGAACCACAAGCCAACCCCAAGCCAGAAGCUGAACCCGCAGAGGAGCCGAUGGAGACCUCUGAAGCGCCACCGUCGGACUCCCGGGAGACACCGAAAGAGGAUGAGGACGAAGACCCCGUUCAGGACAUUGGGAGCAGCUGUGAAGCAGCGGAAUGAAGCGCGUGACAACGUUUGCCGGUCGUACCGCUCCUUCUCUUUUGUAUUUGCUGAACAUUGGGGAACGUUUCCACACAUGGGCCACGGCAGGCGACAAUAAAUGAACAACACAAGA
Hippocampus zosterae (dwarf seahorse) is the source of this 4150-nucleotide messenger RNA. RefSeq names its product symplekin (gene sympk). NCBI's taxonomy places the organism in Eukaryota, Metazoa, Chordata, Actinopteri, Syngnathiformes, Syngnathidae. The transcript is spliced from 26 exons. Gene Ontology annotation, cellular component: mRNA cleavage and polyadenylation specificity factor complex. Bases 169 to 4035 code for a protein of 1288 amino acids. The record is from RefSeq and is a predicted model, not a curated record.